ACAAGAGAAACUUCAAUGCAGUUCUGACUCCUCAAUGUUCUUCCAGAGUCCAGAUUUCACAGCCGGAUCCACAGAUGGCUUCUGGAGCUUUGAUUCAUGUGUCACAUUACUUGGGCAACCUACAGUUUAGAGUCUGGAAGAAGAUGCAGGACAUCGUCCAAAACACUCCUGUGAUUCUGGAUCCAAACACUGCAAAUCCAUUUCUCAUCCUGUCUGAUGAUCUGACCAGUGUGAGAGAAAACAGGAACAAACAGCCGCUUCCUGAUAAUCCAGAGAGAUUUGACUGUGUUCUGGGUUCAGAGGGUUUUAACUCAGGAACACACUGCUGGGAUGUGGAGGUUAAAGAAACUCUCUUGGAGUAAAUAUCGAUAUUUGAUACCACAGGGAAAACUGCCAUAUAUACUGACAUAAAGAUAUUUUGUUAUUAUCUCACAAUUUUUUGAUAAUUUGGUAAUUAUAUAUAAUAAUAAAAAAACAAAGAUAUGACAU
This is a messenger RNA of Megalobrama amblycephala (Wuchang bream), 489 nucleotides long. Its product is annotated as zinc-binding protein A33-like. Lineage: Eukaryota; Metazoa; Chordata; Actinopteri; Cypriniformes; Xenocyprididae. The transcript is spliced from 2 exons. Bases 75 to 362 code for a protein of 95 amino acids. The record is from RefSeq and is a predicted model, not a curated record.